UUUGAUUUGCUGAAUUGUCGUCGGAAGGUUCGGUCCAGAAGAGAGACAGAGAUUUCUGAAACCAAAACUUCUUCACCGACUGUCUUUAAAAACAGUUUCUCAUCCUUCGGAGAUUUCUCUGUUUCUCUUUGUAGACCAAAGCAUUUUAUCUAUAUUUGGUGUCAUCAUCCUCUUAUGCUGUAUUAGAUAAGGCGGUGUUGUUGAUUCUGGUUCAAAGGGAAAGUGUAAAGCUUUGCAUGCAAGCUGUUUUCUCACGCUGCUUUCAAUUUUCACCAUUUAUUAUAUGCAGACUAAUACAUUCAAAUUAAGAACCAGAGCUUAGAAACUGAUGGGAACGAUGGACAACAUCAUUGAGGUUUCUCCUCUAGCUGGUGAGAGAGUUGCUCCAAUGGCACCUCCAUUGCCUGGUACAGCAACAAGUAGUUAUAAUCAGAAGGGGUACCUGAUGAAUGGAUCACAGCAAAGAAGAUACUGCUGUGUCUCUACAUCUACAAAAGAGUUGUGGGAUCGCCUCUUUGAUGAAGGUUAUAGAGCUGAUGUUUCUAUUUAUACCGACAAUGGUGGCACCAUCUAUGCGCAUGCUAAUAUUCUUGGCAUGUCUUCUCCUGUGAUAAAAAGCAUGUUAAAGAAAUCAAAAAGGCGUGGUCGGCAGAGAUCAAUUUCAAUCCCUGGUGUUCCACAUGAUGCAGUUAGAGCUUUUAUUCGAUUUUUGUACUCUUCCUGUUAUGAGAAAGAAGAUAUGGAGGAAUUUGUCUUGCCUUUGUUGGUGCUGUCACAUGCAUAUGUGGUUCCUGAGUUGAAGCAAGUAUGUGUGCAACAACUAGAGCAGGGUUUGCUUACCAUAGAGAAUGUAAUUGACAUCUUUCAACUUGCAUUAUUGUGUGAUGCCCCUAGGCUUAGCUUCAUUUGUCACCGUAUGAUUCUGAGGAACAUUAAAGCUGUUUCUGCUACUGAGGGAUGGCAAGCAAUGAAGCAAUCCCACCCAAUAUUAGAGAGGGUACUUCUGCAGUCAAAAAUUGAUGAAGAUAAUAGGCAAAAGGAUCGGAUCAGAAAGACAAACGAGGGAAAGAUUUAUUUGCAAUUAUAUGAGGCAAUGGAGGCUCUUGUCCACAUAUGCAGAGAUGGUUGUCGGACAAUUGGGCCACAUGAUAAGGACUUCAAAGCAAACCAGUCACCCUGUGAUUAUGCAGCCUGUAAGGGACUGGAAUUGCUUGUACGUCAUUUUGCUGCUUGCAAAUUGAGGGUUCCUGGCGGUUGCGUUCAUUGCAAGAGAAUGUGGCAGCUAUUGGAGUUACACUCCCGGCUUUGUGACAAUUCUGAUAUCUGUAGGGUUCCUUUGUGCAGGACCUUUAGGGAGAAAAUUAGGAGACAGAGCAAGAAGGAUGAGAUUAAGUGGAGAAUACUUGUGAAAAAAAUAUUGAGAACAAAGACCAUCGCUGGAGCACCAUUUUUUUCGUCGGCCAUUGCUAGCUCUAGAUGACAUCAUUUUCGUCAGCCAUUGCUAGCUAGCUCUACAUGGCAUCAAACUUUGCUGCUCCUAGAACCAGUUUCAAUUGUAAAUUAGUUGUAAUUGCCUAUUUGUAGAGAAAAUAUUGGUCCAAGGUGUUCUUUUGUAUCUCAGUGUGGAAUUAAAAAUAAGAGAAUCACUUCCUUCCAGACAUUUGUCACUCCCUGGAAUGGACCAAAAAGUUGUGUAUUGCUAAUGAAAUGGACAAUUCGACUA
Molecule: messenger RNA, 1723 nt
Organism: Quercus robur (English oak)
Lineage: Eukaryota; Viridiplantae; Streptophyta; Magnoliopsida; Fagales; Fagaceae
Product: BTB/POZ and TAZ domain-containing protein 4
Exons: 6
Coding region: 329-1480 (383 amino acids)
Molecular function (GO): protein binding
Source: RefSeq, a predicted model, not a curated record